CCCACAUGGACAUUGUUAAUCCCUUGCAGACUCAUGUUGUGACCCUCAGUUCCAACAACAAAUUGACACUCUGGAGAGCUCACGAUGGAGUCGAGGAUGCUGUGCUUGUGGUCCACGAAUCCGCAAAGAUAUUGGUUACAAAUCCCUGCCUGCCAUAUGCUGCUUUGGGAAGAACUGAUGGUGUCCUGCAUCUGGUCAACUUGUACGAUACACAGAAUAUUUCAGAUCUGGUUAAAUUCAGACUAAGUGAUCAGCCUAUCAACUUCAUAACUUUUCCUCAAUCUGGGCGCUACAUAGCCGCCUCCAAUUUGGAAUCUGGUGAACUGUUUGUUAUUUCUGGAAGCGUUGGUUCCAAAAUGGACAUCUUGUACUACAUCGAUAUCCGGCACCAGUGCGCGAUGCUUACCUGCAUGGAAGUAGGGAGUGAUGUCAGGAUUGCCACCUUGAUGGUGACGGAUGACACUUAUCUGGCAGGCCCCUACCAGAUAAUGGGUCACUGGGGCUCCAAAAAAUCAACAGGCAUCCAUCCUGAGCCUUCAAUAAAUAUAAAUGUGAUACAAACCGAAUUACUUGAUUUUUAUUUAGCACAUGUCGGACAGUAUUUCAAAGCGAGCGCUAGCCGACCAAAUGUUACUAAGAGGAACCAGAAUGGUAAAGGCAAUUUAUUAGAAUCUCAGCAAAAAAAUGAAUAUUAUAUGCAUAAAAUAAUCUGA
This is a messenger RNA of Ctenocephalides felis (cat flea), 713 nucleotides long. RefSeq lists its product as uncharacterized. The record is from RefSeq and is a predicted model, not a curated record. Bases 6 to 713 code for a protein of 235 amino acids. The transcript is spliced from 4 exons. Gene Ontology annotation, molecular function: protein binding. NCBI's taxonomy places the organism in Eukaryota, Metazoa, Arthropoda, Insecta, Siphonaptera, Pulicidae.